This is a messenger RNA of Indicator indicator, 1044 nucleotides long. RefSeq names its product solute carrier family 35 member A3 (gene SLC35A3). The coding region runs from base 1 to 1044 and encodes 347 amino acids. Gene Ontology annotation, biological process: pyrimidine nucleotide-sugar transmembrane transport. The transcript has 8 exons. Gene Ontology annotation, molecular function: UDP-galactose transmembrane transporter activity. Lineage: Eukaryota; Metazoa; Chordata; Aves; Piciformes; Indicatoridae. Gene Ontology annotation, cellular component: Golgi membrane. The record is from RefSeq and is a predicted model, not a curated record.
AUGAUUACUAAUGAGGGCAAGACUGUAAUAGAAGAUGAUACUGUGGAAGGAAAAAGCCAAGCAAUGUCUACCAAUUUAAAAUACCUUUCCUUGGGCAUCCUGGUGUUUCAGACCACGACUUUAGUCUUGACCAUGCGUUAUUCUCGGACGCUGAAAGAAGAAGGACCUCGUUACUUAUCCUCUACAGCAGUAGUUAUUGCUGAACUUCUGAAGAUUCUGGCCUGUGUUCUGUUGGUCUACAAAGACAGCAAGUGCAAUUUACGGACUCUGAACAGAGUGCUGCAUGAUGAAAUACUUAAUAAACCCAUGGAAACUCUUAAGCUUGCUAUUCCUUCAGGAAUUUAUACUCUUCAGAAUAACUUGCUGUAUGUAGCAUUGUCAAACCUAGAUGCAGCCACAUACCAGGUUACCUAUCAGCUGAAAAUUCUUACCACAGCAUUGUUUUCUGUGUCCAUGUUGAGCAAGAAAUUGGGUGUAUACCAGUGGCUUUCUUUAGUGAUACUGAUGACAGGAGUGGCAUUUGUGCAGUGGCCUUCAGACUCUCAAGCAACAGUUGCCAAGGAACAUUCAGCAGGGUCUCAGUUUGUAGGCCUGAUGGCAGUUCUUACAGCAUGCUUCUCUAGUGGCUUUGCUGGGGUUUAUUUUGAGAAGAUUUUAAAGGAAACCAAGCAGUCCGUGUGGAUCAGGAACAUUCAGCUCGGAUUUUUUGGUAGCAUAUUUGGACUGAUGGGUGUAUACAUUUAUGAUGGAGAACAACUGUCCAAGAAUGGAUUUUUUCAAGGAUACAAUAAACUUACUUGGGUAGUUGUUGCUCUACAGGCACUUGGAGGGCUGGUGAUUGCUGCCGUGAUAAAAUACGCAGAUAACAUUUUAAAGGGCUUUGCAACUUCUCUUUCUAUUAUACUGUCAACACUCAUCUCCUAUUUCUGGCUGCAAGAUUUUGUCCCUACAAGUGUCUUUUUCUUCGGAGCCAUCCUUGUAAUAGCAGCUACUUUCCUGUAUGGUUAUGAUCCCAAACCUGCAGGAAACCCCAUUAAGGCAUAG